AUGGAGGACAACACCAAGGCUAUCGGCCUCACGGCGCACCAGGUCGACGUGACCUCUGCCGAAGACAUCGACCCCGACACGCUCGCGUACGGUCUCGAGCUGGUCGAGCAGGAGAAGGUGACGUCUAUUAAGAGCGUUCUAGCGUCGCAUUACAAGGCUGCGGCUUGGGGCGUGAUGCUGAGCUUUGCGCUUGUCAUGGAGGGGUUCGACAUGAAUGUUGUCAACUCGUUCUACGGUCAGCCGGCGUUCCAGCGCAAGUUUGGCGACCUGCAGCCUGACGGAAGCUACAACGUUUCAGCGAAGUGGCAGAGCGCGAUCGGUAACAUGGCAUCAGUCGGCACGCUCAUCGGGCUCAUCAUCACGGGAUACUGCCAAGAGGCGUUUGGCGCGCGCAAGACGUACGCUGUCGGCAUGCUGGCCAUGAUCGCGACCAUUUUCUUGGCUGUGUUCGCGCAGAACUUGCCCAUGCUGCUCGCUGCCGAGCUGCUCAUGGGGAUCCCGUGGGGCAUGUUCCAGACGCUGUCGACCGCGUACGCGGCCGAGAUCUGCCCCAUCCGGCUGCGCGGCCUGCUCGCGUCGUUCGUCAACAUGGCCUGGGGUAUUGGCAUCUUCCUCAGCUCGGGCGUGACCCGCGCCACACUCAAGAUCGACAGCAACUGGGCCUGGCGCCUCCCGUACGCCCUGCAGUGGGUGUGGCCCGUCCCGCUGUUUGUCGGCGCGCUCCUCAUCCCCGAGAGCCCGUGGUGGCUCGUCCGCAAGGGCCGCAUCGACGACGCCAAGCGCGCCCUCGAGCGCCUCGCCCGUCCCGGAUACUACGACGAGCGCAAGCUCGACGCGUACGUCGCGGUCAUGAAGCAUACCGACGACCUGGACCGCGCCGAGGCCGCCAAGGGGUCCUACAAGGAGUGUUUCCAGGGCACGAACUUGCGCCGCACCGAGAUUAUGUUUGGCGUGUGGCUGUGCCAGAUCUGGGACGGUCAGUACAUCACCUCGUACGGCGUUGUCUUCUUUGAGGCUGCCGGCCUCGCAGCCGAGACGGCAUUUGACAUCAAUCUCUCCCUCAACUCGAUGUUCAUCAUCGGCACCAUGGUCGGCUGGUGCUUGAUCCCCCACUUCGGCCGCCGCACGCUCUACCUCGCCGGAAUGCUCCUCCAGGCGCUGCUCCUCCUCAUCACCGGUAUCCUGGGUGUCGUGCCCAGCCGCCCGGGCAUCACCUACGGUAUCGGUGCGAUCCUGAUCCUGAUCAACUUUGUGUACAACGUGACCAUUGGCCCGCUGUGCUACACCAUCUCAGGCGAGCUCCCGUCCUCGCGCCUCCGCACGCGCUCUAUCGCGAUGGGCCGCUUCGUCUACUCUGCCUGCUCGAUCGCCGUCGGCCAGCUCAACCCGCACAUGAUGAACCAGACGGCGUGGAACUGGGGCGCAAAGUCGGGCUGGUUCUGGCUCGGCACCAACGCACUCUGCACGCUCUGGUGCUUCUUCCGCCUGCCCGAGACGGGCAAGUUCAGCUUUGCCGAGCUCGACAUUCUCUUCGCCAACAAGGUGCCCGCGCGCCACUUUACCAAGGUCAAGAUUGAUGACGCGGCGGGCCACGGCGCGAUCCACCCCGCGGAGGGCAAGCUCGAGGUGUCGCACUCGGACUAG
This is a messenger RNA of Vanrija pseudolonga, 1644 nucleotides long. Its product is annotated as Maltose permease MAL61. Lineage: Eukaryota; Fungi; Basidiomycota; Tremellomycetes; Trichosporonales; Trichosporonaceae. Gene Ontology annotation, biological process: transmembrane transport; carbohydrate transport. Gene Ontology annotation, cellular component: membrane. Gene Ontology annotation, molecular function: carbohydrate:proton symporter activity. The transcript has 9 exons. The record is from RefSeq and is a predicted model, not a curated record. The coding region runs from base 1 to 1644 and encodes 547 amino acids.